This is a messenger RNA of Suricata suricatta (meerkat), 1082 nucleotides long. RefSeq names its product dickkopf like acrosomal protein 1 (gene DKKL1). Gene Ontology annotation, biological process: negative regulation of canonical Wnt signaling pathway. NCBI's taxonomy places the organism in Eukaryota, Metazoa, Chordata, Mammalia, Carnivora, Herpestidae. Gene Ontology annotation, molecular function: co-receptor binding; receptor antagonist activity. Bases 295 to 993 code for a protein of 232 amino acids. The transcript has 5 exons. The record is from RefSeq and is a predicted model, not a curated record.
CGGAGAAACUCCCAGAGUAAAUUCAAAACUAAGGAGUGGUGAACCAGACUGUUCGGUCUCGGGCUUUUCACAACAUUUGGGAGCCUGAGAAAGGAACUGAGAGGGCUGGCGGCAAGAUCUGGGGCACAGACCAAUGGCCCAGGUGUGGAGGCACGGCUCUAAGUCAAGGGGCGUGGCCAUCUGAGAUUGAAGGUGCGCGCUAGGGCCAAGAUCCGAGAACACAGGCGCACAGGAUCUUCAGGCCCCAGGUCAACCGACGGGGGCGUGGUCUGACGCCUCCCUGCCCGCCGCGCAAUGUGGCGACCUCUGGUCCUCCUGCUGCUGCUCCCCUCUGCCUUGGUGCCCCCCUCCACUGCAGCCCCGAUCCGCGAUGCUGACGCCCAGGAGAGCUCCUCGGCUUUUCUAGGCCUCCAGAGCCUAAUCCAAGGCUUCACCCGGCUUUUCCUCAAAGAUGACUUGCUGCGGAGCAUGGACAGCUUCUUCUCUGCCCCCUUGGACUUCCGGGGCCUCCCCAGGAAUUACCACCAAGAAGAGAAUCAGGAGCACCGGCUGGGGAACAACACUGUCUCUCGCCACCUCCAGAUCGACAAGGUGACAGACAACAAAACCGGAGAGGUGGUGAUCUCCGAGCAGGUGGUGGCAUCCAUUGAUCCAGGAGAGGGGAGUUUGGAGAGUGACAGGAAGGCGCCCAAGAUAGAGAAGGAGGCCCUGGUGCCUGUCCCGAAAGCCAGCGACACCUUCCGCCCUGAACCGCAUCCCCGAGUCUCCUUCUGGAUCAUGAAGCUGCCGAGGCGGAAAUCCCGCCAGGAUGUUCAGGAUGGCGGCCGCUGGCUCAGCGAGAAGCGACACCGCCUGCAGGCCAUCCGGGAUGGGCUCCGCGAGGGGACCCACGAGGACAGCCUCCAAGAGGGGACCCAGGGCUCCUCCCACUCAAGGCUGCCAGCCCGCAAGACCCACUUCCUCUACAUCCUCAGGCCCUCCCAGCAGCUAUAGGGGGGGAGGGGGCUGGAGAACACCUGCCUGUACCCCCCACCAGACCCCACCCCAAGCACCAUAUGGAAAUAAAGUUCUUACAUCUAGCA